Messenger RNA from Aedes albopictus (Asian tiger mosquito), 3502 nucleotides. RefSeq lists its product as uncharacterized. NCBI's taxonomy places the organism in Eukaryota, Metazoa, Arthropoda, Insecta, Diptera, Culicidae. The transcript has 3 exons. The record is from RefSeq and is a predicted model, not a curated record. The coding region runs from base 151 to 2055 and encodes 634 amino acids.
AAACGAUUCUGGCGAGCGGCGCUGCUCGACCGCGGCCGGCUGAAAAUACACAUCACGGCGGCGGUGAGUCAGUCUCAGUCUGUUUGUGCGAGUUCGAGUGUUCACUUUGUGGUGUAGCUUCUUCGCUUGGCGAAAUAGAAUUCCGGCAAAAUGAUGAUGUACCAACCGGAACAGGAACGCGUAAUGGAGGAAGGAGAGUCCUUGCUGACGACGUUGCUGAGACCGUUCGCCAAUCUGUUCCAGUCGUCCGCAACGCAGGAUACCACGUCAGAAUGGGAGCGCACUAUGCAACGCCACCAGACCUAUCAGAGGCAGCAGGAGCGGCACUGGGAACCUGAGCCGAUCCCUGUGAUGCAAACUGUGCAGACGUACUCAACGCAACAACGGGUCACGAUGGCGCAGGAAACCGUUACGAAGCAACGAAAUGCCGAGCAAAUAUCGACCCUGAAAACGACAACCAGCCCAUGGCAGUUUGCCGAAAUGAUUCGGAAAGGAGCCCAGAUGGAUCUGACCUGUGUGGAAGCGGUGCCGGAAGCGUUGAAGAAGCUGAACAUCAACAUCCCGAACCUGGCGAUCAACGUGUCCGACGAGUCUAGCAACACGUACAGAUGUGGUUCGCGGACGGACCUCAGCACGGUUAUUGAACUGGACCUCAUUAACAAUCACUUCCAACUCCGUGGAGGGCCGAAACAGGGACAAAGUUCGAACAUAAGGGCCGGAGACAAUGAUUGCCUCUUCGAGUCGCUGGCCCAGGCCAUUCCGCAGCUUCUGGGUGUGUCCGGAGAGGAAUUUCGCGAAAAGCUGGCUGAAUGCAUCGAAUCUAACCCGGAUAUCCGACGACAUAUCCAACUCGGUAAGCACCAAGAUCUUCUGCAGCGUGGUCUGUUCGGGGGCGAUAAUCGAGGUCGAUCAGUUGAUCGAGAUGAAGGCCGCAAGCGUCGUAGAAGGUCGAAGUCUCCUUUCGUUCACGAUGACCCCGAAAAGGAGACUUCUGCUCUGGAACAUUUGUUGACUCGCUUCUUCGCGAUAUUUGAUAUGGCUGGAGCUGUUCAGAGAACAGCGGAGCAUCUAGGGAUUCCUCGAAGCCAGGUUGUACGCGAAGGCGGCAGCGAGCACCAAGAUAGAAGCAGUUCCGAUGCGAGAUGCCACGCUGCCCACGUCAUGAGAAUCCAAAUAACCGACAGAGCAAAUGCACAACUUACAGGGUCAAAUGCUGCUCUGAACGAGCAUUUGAUAACACAGAUCGGGUACACCGAACUCGUAGAGAAAUGGGCCAAUAUGUGGGGCGGAAUAGGGCAGAACAUUGAUGAGUUGCAAGCUCUGCUAUUGAAACUUCUAGAGGUGGUAGAUUUCAGUCAAGGUCCGCCUCGAAUGAUGAGCAACUACUCUUUGGAGUACUUACAGAACACGGUUGCAUCGCUCAAUAAACUACUACUAAGAAUAGAUCCAAACGCUACACCUGUCACACUACCAGAUCAAGGUUUUUGGGCCAGUUUGUUCACUAAUAACGAAAUCACAGCAGAUACAAUUAUUGAAAUCUGUAAAGAAAGCUUUGUCAUUGUACUAAAUAAAUGGCUUAAUGCCAAACACAAGCACUUCAUGAACACCGAUUCCAACAAAAAAGUACUAAAGCAGAUGCUAACAGUCGUAAAGAACAGCAACACUUCCAAUUUACUGCAGCUGGGAAGAGAUGCAUACAAAAAGAUCGCGCAACUGCUUUCGGCAAAGCCGAAAUGUGGUUCAGACAAAACCGACAAAGAUAAUGAUAAGGACAACGACAAAGGCGGAGUUUCCUCAAAUGGCAACAAGACUAGCGGUGUUACCAUUUGGGGUUCAGUAAAAGAAACAGUGAAAACAGAGGCAGCCAGCUGCAAUGUUGAACCAUCAUCUUUCCUUACAACUGCGUUAUGGAUUUUGCUGGGAAUCGCCAUAACGGUCGCUAUUGGAUUUGCAAUAUAUAUGGCGGCUCCCGUUAUCAUAAAGUUUGUGUCAAAACCCGCCGUGGUCUACAGCUUUACCAAAAUCAUUGAGGUUACAACAGUGGUUGCGGGAUAAUCGUAAUGUUUUUUUUUUUUAUAUUUUAAAGUCAUAACAAUCCAUUUCAUUUUUAUCGGCUUUUGACGCUUUAAACUUGUUUAUCUUUAUAUAGGCCUUUUCAGUUGAUAGGUCCGUGUAUGCCACUCUUUUCAACUGCCGAACAAAGGCGCAAACGCUGAACUGUCAUUUUCAUAGGAGAACUAUCAAAGGCCCCCAAAAUCAUCUGAUUUUAAACGUUUUCUGAUUAGGCCUAUAAACGGCCAGAAUAGUUAUAGCAACGCUCAAAGCCCAAUGAUGACAAUUUAACUACAGUAGACGUCCGAUAGCUGCAACAUGCGCAGUGCUGAAAAAUUCAUUUCGUCAUUUCUAAAUUCAACCACCUACAGCUCGUUUUAGAAGCUGAACCUGAGAAUAUGGUAUAUAAAAAACUUGUGCAGCUAGACCAGUUCUGCAAGAAAGUCACGGAAAAACAGCUAUGUUUCAAAUAUUUGAUGUAAAUGUCACGGACUACCUAUGAAAAAUGCCAAAUGAUAUUCACCGUGAAUAUCAUUGGGAUUUUUCGAAGGUAGUCCGUGACAUUUACCUUAAAUAUUCGAAAAGUAGUGAUUUUUCCGUGACUUUCUUGCAGAACUGGUCUAGCCGCACAAGUUUUUCAUAUACCAUAUUCUCAGGUUCGGCUUCUAAAAUGAGCUGUAGGUGAUUAAAUUUAGAUAUGACGAAAUGAUUUUUUCAACACUGAACAUGCGUACGUUUCACUUAGCGAACACAAUUCGAUAACUGCAACGUCAGGCAGACGUCAACAACCCAUCAAUUGACGUUAAACGAACGUAAAACUCAUUCGCCUGUUCAUUCGGGCUAACUUGGCGCACCGUUUUGACGGAUAACGGUGCGAUAAUAGCAAAUGUGUUGCACUUACCGGAUUUGCUGUUAAACCGUUUGCACCGACCGGACGUCUACUGUAAAUUUUUAAUCAAUAUUUUUGCUUCUUUCUUCUAUUCGUCGCACUAAUCAUGUUAGGUAUUGUGGAUUUACCGGCCACUUGUAUUUUACCUGUCACUUCAGUAGGGCCUCCAAAUUAGCCGAUUUAUAAAACGAGCCACUUAAAAAUAAGCUUUCACAUUUUUAGUAAAUGCGCGAUUCAUCGUUGACACCAGCUACUUAUUGGCAGUCAUUUUUUGACAUUAACUUUAACUUUAAUAUGGAAACGGCUACUUUCGAACGCCUACUUAAGCGACCGGUAGAAUACAAGUAGCCAAUAAAUACACACAAACGUGUUAAACAAAAGAAAAGAAAAUCAGAGAGAGUAGGUCAUUCGGCAUUGAUUAUGACAACUGGGUCACUAAACCAGAGAGCAAUAUCGUGAGAUGCUUUACGAAUAAGAAACUGUCAUUUUACUGUGCAAUAUUCAAUUCAGUACUAUUUUUAUGCAUGAUACAUUUAAGCAAAAAUAUUUGACAAAACAUAA